Ectocarpus sp. CCAP 1310/34 is the source of this 2739-nucleotide messenger RNA. NCBI's taxonomy places the organism in Eukaryota, Phaeophyceae, Ectocarpales, Ectocarpaceae. The record is from the annotation of a GenBank genome assembly.
AUGGGAGAGGUGCCGAUCAAUCCUACAGGAUUCGCCCAUGGUUUCCGUCCACUUGAAGGUGACCACCCUCCGGCAACGCCGACCCAGCGAAAUGCAACAGCAGCCUCGCAGUCCGUACAACAUGCUGGGAGCUUUCUGAGUGCGAUGAGCCAACCGCCGACGCCGGCAGGAGCUCACGGAGGUGCCGUUGGUAUGGGGUUCGGUCCUUCGAGAAAGAGACGGCGACUGCCAGGGCCCCUGGCGUUCUUGCAACACGGAGCUGGAAGCGCAGGGCAGCAGGACGGCGGCGGUGUUUCCGACGACGACAGCGCGCAACGGCGGCUGAGCAACGAUAGCGAUCCGAACGGGGGCGAGGCCGGGGGCGGACACUUCACGAAAGGGCCGUGGUUGUCGUUGUGCUCGGCCAUUGACGCCCCCAUCGCGGAGGAGGGAGCAAGUGACAGCAAGGCGGUGCAAGCGUUUCUGCGGGGAGCCGUGUCCCCGAUGUCGGAGGUCCUCGCCGGAGACUUUGAUCUGCGCGUGCCGGUCGUGACUGCUGUCAUCGACUCCUACACGAAGCUCUCAAUCAGUGACGUUGUCGUUGAGCUCGUGGACCCUUCAGGAAGAAUAAAAGGACACCUGCAUCCGGGCUGCUUGGAAGAGCACGGCCCCUCCUUAGGCCCAGGCGCGGCACUGCUACUUAAAGAAGUGUCUAUCUUCGUGUCGGGACCCGCCACUACCCGACUGCUCAACGUGCAUCCCGAUUGCGUCCUCGCCGUGUUUGCAGCGGACACGUCGCCACCAGCGCCUUCGCGUUUGGAGUGGCUCACAACUUGCGACCCGCCGUUCACGCCGCAGGCCGUCCCCGAUUCUGGCAACGGCAGACCCCCUCCACACCACCCUUCGAGUAGGACACCACCUCCGCCCACCACCCCGACAUCGGCGGCGACGAGACAGAGAGGGGAGGGGUUCGACCGACGAAGACCACAAGCACCGGCCGCCCGACGGAGUCCCGUUUAUGAUCAGCAGCAGAUGACGCCACGGUUGAGCCCUCCGGUUCGUCUGUCACCCCAGCGUUUGCGUAGGCAGGAGGAAGAUCAGCACGGGCAGCAUCAGCAGACCCGGCGCCACCUGCUAGUAGACAAAGCCAAGGGCGAGCAGCAAGGGCGGCAGAAGCCACCACAACCGAGCCCAAACAGCAGAAACGUAUCGCAAGAAGUCGGGAGUCAGUCCUCGGUUCUGAAUCAGGGCAGUAAGGAUAUGCUGCCGCCCUCCCCCUCCCCUUCCCUGGGUGGAUCGAGCCCUCCUGGGAUGUUCUCUCAGUCGCAAUCACCGUCGCCAUGGGAGCACCAGAUCGCCCUCGGGCAACACCGUGACGAUUCCAAGGAGAAGGGACAGGGACAGGGAGAUGAAGGUGCAGCAACAGCAGGCGACACAGCACCUUUCAGAGCUUCGGCUGGUAACAACAGCGCAGCAGCGGCGCGGGCCGGUGAGGAUUUGACGGGCGAAACCCGUGAUCCUCACGUCCGUGGUCCUUCGAGAGGUGGCAUGUCGGCGGAAGAUGGGCGGAUGCGGGGUCGUGUGGACUUCCCAGAUCCUCCUCGAGAAAGGCAGAGGGAUGGCGACAGCUCCCGGGCUGCUGCUCCCGGCGCAGGAACGGAUCAAGCGUCGUGCGUUGGAACACCGGACGCCGACCAUUGCAGCAAUGUCGGCGGUGAUGUAGAGCAGACGAGGGGCACCAGUACGUCCGCGACGGCGACCGGUUCUUCCGGCGCCACACAGGAUGGUUUGCGCCGUCGUCGAACACCCGUGCCCGAUCAUGGGGGCGGUUCGUCUCCUGAGGUUGUGGUGGGUGGACUCACCUCCAGCGAACACAGCUCAUCUGUCCCUACUCCCGAAGACGAGAGAGCGGAGGGUGGCGGAGGCCCAGGAGGCGGGCCACAGCCACGGCGAGGCGAAGAGAAGGAUCACGAGGAAAACGUCCGGCUCAAGGCAGCAGGCGGCUCUUCCUCCAUUUGGACCGACCUUGACGGCCUCGCUAGCAGCGACGACAGCAGUGAUGAUGAGGGGGUUAGUAGCAGGUCAACGGCAUUCCCUGAACGACACGGCUUGGCUGCUUCAAACGGUUCUGAAAAUAUCGCAGGACAGGAACAGCCGUUGCCACAGCAGCAGCCACAUCAACAGGAGGAAAGUGUGGGAGCCGAGAAGGGGAACGGACAUCGUGACCUCGAGGAAGCCAGCGCUCUGCUCUGCUCCAAUGGUCCCGACAAACCUACUGGCAGCGCGCAAGGUGCCGUACCAGGAGCGGAAGACUCAAACAAGCGUAACACACCAACAAUGGUGUCAGUAGCGCCCGGAGUGGAGUUAGGUCGUGCCGCUGCGAGGAGGGGCGAAACGCUUUCUCUCUUCGGGGGUGGUGUGAGCAACGCUGCAGAUGCUGAGCUGCUCGAUGCGGCACUAGACGACAGUGAAUAGAAGUGCGAGUUGGAAGGCCAUGUUGGGAUUUCGAUUUUGAAGAUGGGGCGUGCGGGCGCACUCGUUCGUUCAUGAAGCCCGGACAAAUGCUCACGUAGUGGGCAAGUAGCAGUUCUUGAUACCGAUCAUGGCCAUGCCAUGUCCGCGGCACGGUAGCGCAUCUCUCGCCUGUAGGCCUUGAGUUCGACACAGAAAAUCUGAAGGCGAAGGUCACUAUCCUGAUAACAAUGCCGCCGUUGUUGAUUCCCCUGCCAUCUGUAUCCGAAAGAAGCCUCUGUGCCCAAU